CACCCUGGCUGUGCCGGGGGCUCCCCUAACCCGGUCUCGGCGUCCUCUGGCUCUCCCUUCCCGCCCUCCCCGCUCAGGGUUGCCCCUGUCCGGGAGCAACGUGUCUGACUGUCCCACCGGACUCCAAGCCCUGAAGAAGUCACAGCUGUCAGUAGCAAUGCCUGCUUGGGAUGCAAGUGGGGCAUGGCUGAGAACGAGUGAGUCAGUGUCAGUGGGCUGAGUCCGCCCACGCUUACAGGGGAGGCGUCCUCUGAGGUCUCGCCUUCCUCCUCCCUCGCUUCCCCUCCCCCACCUCCUUUGAUCAUCACUGAGCCCGGUCUGGAGUCUGGGAAGUGCUCAAGAGGGCCUCGGAACAGUACAACUUAAAGUCAAAGUCUCCCAGGCUCCAGAUGGACCCUGGGAAGGACGAGGAAAGUCGGCCACAGCCCUCAGGACCACCCACGAGGAAGAAGUUUGUUAUCCCUCUGGAGGAAGACGAGGUGCCUUCUGCAGGGGCCAAGCCCCUAUUCAAAUUGUCGCGGAACCCUGCCACCCCUGCAACCUCAGCCCAAGCGGCACCGCAGAUCCAGCAGACUUACGCUGAGUAUGCGAUCGCCCAGCCUCCAGGAGGGGCUGGGGCCAUGCUGCCCACAGGCUCUGAACCCGCAACAGCAGAGAACCCCAGCCAGCCCCUGAAAACUGGAGCAAAAUCCAGCAGCAUCAUCGUGAGCCCACGGCAGAGGGGCAACCCCGUGUUGAAGUUUGUACGCAAUGUGCCCUGGGAAUUCGGUGAGGUGAUUCCAGAUUACGUGCUGGGCCAGAGCACCUGCGCCCUGUUCCUCAGCCUCCGCUACCACAACCUCCAUCCAGACUACAUCCAUGAACGACUGCAGAGCCUGGGGAAGAACUUCGCCCUUCGUGUGCUCCUGGUCCAAGUGGAUGUGAAAGAUCCCCAGAAGGCUCUUAAGGAGCUGGCUAAGAUGUGCAUCUUAGCUGACUGCACCCUGGUCCUGUCCUGGAGUGCAGAGGAAGCAGGGCGGUACCUGGAGACCUACAAGGCGUAUGAGCAGAAGCCCGCGGACCUCCUCAUGGAGAAGCUGGAGCAGAACUUCCUGUCGCGGGCCACGGAGUGUCUGACCACCGUGAAAUCUGUGAACAGGACGGACAGCCAGACCCUCCUGGCCACAUUUGGAUCCCUGGAACAGCUGUUCACCGCAUCAAGGGAGGAUCUAGCCUUGUGCCCGGGUCUGGGCCCCCAGAAGGCCCGCAGGCUCUUUGAAGUACUACACGAACCCUUCCUCAAAGGACCUCGAUGACCUGCCCGGAGGCCCAGGGUCACAAUAAAGCAUUUUCCAAGUCCA
This is a messenger RNA of Apodemus sylvaticus (European woodmouse), 1340 nucleotides long. It is a transcript of the gene Ercc1, whose product is annotated as ERCC excision repair 1, endonuclease non-catalytic subunit. Gene Ontology annotation, molecular function: damaged DNA binding; single-stranded DNA binding. Lineage: Eukaryota; Metazoa; Chordata; Mammalia; Rodentia; Muridae. Gene Ontology annotation, cellular component: nucleus; nucleotide-excision repair factor 1 complex; ERCC4-ERCC1 complex. The record is from RefSeq and is a predicted model, not a curated record. The transcript is spliced from 10 exons. The coding region runs from base 390 to 1295 and encodes 301 amino acids. Gene Ontology annotation, biological process: UV-damage excision repair; meiotic mismatch repair; mitotic recombination.